Molecule: messenger RNA, 1820 nt
Organism: Lathyrus oleraceus (garden pea)
Lineage: Eukaryota; Viridiplantae; Streptophyta; Magnoliopsida; Fabales; Fabaceae
Product: (3S,6E)-nerolidol synthase 1
Exons: 7
Coding region: 118-1752 (544 amino acids)
Biological process (GO): terpenoid biosynthetic process
Molecular function (GO): magnesium ion binding; terpene synthase activity
Source: RefSeq, a predicted model, not a curated record
CCAUUAUUAGUAUACAUGUAGCUAAAUUGUCAUGAUGGAUAUAUCUUCAUUCGUGAAUCCUAUAUAUAGAUAUUGCUAAAUUGUUGUAACCACUUGACUUAACUAUAUUUAUUUACAAUGUCAAUGCAUUUUAAGUCUUGUCUAUCUUCUUUGAAACUACAAAUCAUCCCAACAAAUUCACAACUUCCCAAGUGGAACAUUGACACUGUUAAACUAAAAAGACGCAACACACUCAUAGGUAUCAGCAGUUCUGACAAACUUGAGGUGGUUAAGCAUGAAUUUAAGAAUGUUGGUGAAAGCUCAUUGAAAGGAUUGCACAUGAUUGAUGUCAUGCAACGCCUAAAUAUUGAUUACCACUUUCAAGAAGAAAUUGAAGCAUUCCUGACAAGAGAAUAUGUGUGUCAUCAUCAUGAUCUUCACGAAAUUGCACUUCGCUUCAGACUAUUAAGACAACGAGGUCACUUUGUUCCUUCAGAGGUGUUUAACAAGUUCAAAAAUAAGGAGGAAAAGUUCGACCCAAAGUUAGGUGAAAAUAUCAAAGGAAUGAUAGAUUUGUUUGAAGCCUCACAUUUGAGCAUGGCAGAGGAAGACAUACUUGAUGGAGCUAAAGAAUUUAGUAUGAAGAUUCUAAAAGAAAAAGUGGCACAACUUGAUAAUCGUGAAGCUAUGUUUGUAAGGAAAACCUUAGAAUAUCCUUUUCACAAAACUUUGCCAAUGUUCACUUCAAGAAAUUUCUACUAUGGUCAUUUAUAUGGCACAAAUAAAUGGUUUGAUUCUCUGAAAGAAUUAGCAAAAGUGGAUUUCAGUUUUUUGCAACACUUACGACAUCAGGAGAUUAUUGAAAUUUCUAAAUGGUGGAAAGAACUUGGUUUAGCCAAUGAAUUACCAUUCGCUAGAAAUCAACCACUUAAAUGGUAUAUGUGGUCAUUGGCAUGCCUCGUGGAUCCUACUUUAUCCGAAGAAAGAAUUGAGCUCACGAAACCGAUAUCACUAAUCCAUAUAAUUGAUGACAUUUUCGAUAUUUACGGGACUCUGGAUGAGUUAACUCUGUUCACUGAAGCUGUUUCAAGUUGGAAUAUUGACACAGCUAUGGAGAAACUGCCGAAUUAUAUGAAACCAUGUUUCAGGGCUCUUUAUGAUCAAACAAAUGAAAUAAGCUCCAAGAUUUAUGAAAAGCACGCGUUGGACCCCAAAGAUUCUCUUCAAAAUACAUGGAAGACUUUAUGCAAAGCCUUUCUAGUUGAAGCAAAGUGGUUUGCUUCAGGGAAGAUGCCAAGUGCUGAAGAAUACUUAAAGAAUGGGAUAGUAAGUUGUGGAGUGCAUGUAGUGUUGGUUCACCUUUUCUUUAUUUUGGGUAAAGGAAUAACCAAACAAAAUAUUGAUAAAUUAGAUACAAUCCCACCCAUUAUUUCUUCUCCUGCUACAAUUCUUCGUCUUUGGGAUGACUUGGGAAAUGCAGAGGAUGAGAAUCAACAAGGAAAUGAUGGAUCCUAUGUGAGUUGUCUAAUGAUGGACCAACCAGAGUACUAUUGUAGGAGAAAAGCAACAGACGAGGCUAUGACUAAAAUAUGUAAUGCAUGGAGAAGUCUCAACCAAGAGUGUCUAUUUGAUAGCCAUUUCAAUAAAGAAUUCAGAAAUGCCUCACUCAAUCUUGCAAGGAUGGUACCAUUGAUGUAUAGUUAUGAUGAUCAGCACUCCCUUAUUGAGUUAGAGGAUCAAGUUCAUUCAUUGCUUUACGAUAAACUUUUAUAAUACUACAUAAAAAUAUGUUGAAAAGGGACUUAUUUAUUCUGCAAUGGAAGAAGUUAGAAACGGAAGAA